GCUAUCCGAAUGAAAUAAAAUGUGCUUAGUAAAAUACUUUUGCUUCGUGCUUGUAUUGCAUUUCAUCAUGAUAAACCAGGUCAGAGGUUAUAAAUCAAUUAUUUGGCAAUAUAAAACCGCUUUCACUAAAACACAGAUUUAUUCUCAUAUCGAGUUCACGAACUUCAAGUGCACAUCCAUGAAUAAGGAAGUGGCCGAUUUCGAAUACUGUUCUCUAAAAUCAGUUAAUCGAACUUAUCAGUACAUCUCCACCAGAAUAAAGGUGCACAAAUUACUGAACAGCCUAAAGGUUAACUUUGGUUUGCACCAACAGAUCAAUGGGUAUAAGCCCUUUCUAUACAACAUCACUUUUGACGGUUGCCAAUUCAUCAAGAACACAAAGUCCAAUGUCGUCGCCAAAUACUUUUACGAUUUUAUUAGGAAUAUCAGCAACUUGAAUCAUUCCUGUCCGUACAACCACGACAUCAUUAUGGAUAAGCUUACCUCUGACACUAUCAAUUCCCGACUCCCAAAAGUUCUGCCCUUUCCCACAGGAAACUACAUGUUUCAGACCUAUUGGAUUGCCAAUGAAAAGUAUCGUGCGGUAACCAAGAUAUAUUUCUGUCUUUAUUGAUGGAAAAGUGCUGUUCGUUUGGGUUUUUAAAGGUUUUUAUUAAAUAGUAUAGAUAACAGCUACGAAGAAAACGGGUUUAAUGGGUGAAGUUCUUAACUGGACCUGCAACUUGGACAUGAAAAUAUUAUUAACUUUUAUCGUCUCCCGUACUUUAUUAUUAUUAUUAUUAUUUUAUUCGAUUAUGGGCUGUGAGCUCGUAAAGCUAUUUAUGUUGAAUACAUACAAAAAUUAAAAAUGUUUCACAUUUGUAAUUGCGAUGUAAGCGAUCUGAAUUCACAGUGCUGCUGAAAAGUUGCCUAUCACUAGAUAAUUUCUCUCGAUUUUCAGUGAUUAUUCCUGGACACACACGUACACUCAUAUAAAAUUACAAUAAAAUGGUGCCAAACAUUUGAUCUAAAGUUACUUCGGUCUGUCUAGUGUAGUUAGUACGGACUAAGGUCGAUUGGGGAUCUAUAGAAAACGUUUAUCAGAUAAUAUAAUUAUGUAUAUUGUAUAUAACGCAACUUUUCGUGAGAAGCGA
Messenger RNA from Drosophila simulans, 1133 nucleotides. RefSeq lists its product as uncharacterized. The record is from RefSeq and is a predicted model, not a curated record. The coding region runs from base 20 to 613 and encodes 197 amino acids. NCBI's taxonomy places the organism in Eukaryota, Metazoa, Arthropoda, Insecta, Diptera, Drosophilidae. The transcript is spliced from 3 exons.